Messenger RNA from Dacryopinax primogenitus, 660 nucleotides. RefSeq lists its product as uncharacterized. NCBI's taxonomy places the organism in Eukaryota, Fungi, Basidiomycota, Dacrymycetes, Dacrymycetales, Dacrymycetaceae. The coding region runs from base 19 to 621 and encodes 200 amino acids. The record is from RefSeq and is a predicted model, not a curated record. The transcript has 2 exons.
AGAAACCUUCUUGCUCCGAUGUCCGCCGCGAAUCCCUUCCCCAGGACCGAGGUCACGCACCCCAUCACAAAACAUGUCGAUGUUCUUCUCGCCGGCGACUCCUACCUGCGAACUUGCAUCGAAGCGGCGACCGAGCUGGGCAUCGACAGGACCCAGUUUGCGCUUAACGAGGCCAUCUCUUUUCGCGUUGCAGAGCAAGAGAUACACAGGAACACAUGGAUCUGCUGUCUUUGUCAGGGGACAUAUUCUCUUCUCGGAUUCCAGUACCAUGUCUGCGGCUACGAGGCCGCGGUCAUGACAGCGACAAUGUUGAUGUACACAGUACCGCAGCAGUACAUGGUCGCGGACUCGGUGACGACAUUACAAUACCUCAAAACGGGCACUGAGAUGGCAAACAACGGAUGGGCAUCAUUGAUGUGGAAACUUCUGACGCAGCACAUUGUUACCCUCUUCCUUACUUGCAUGAACGAAGUGGACCUCCCGAUGCGGCAGAUAUUAGAAGAAGACCUGCUCGAAGACUCCAUCGUCUCCUCUCCCCAGACACGAGCAAACCUCGAAGCGCACGUCCGUGCGCUAGAACGAGCAGCAGCAGAAGAGUACGAAUCUGACGAGUCGGAGUGAAUUCAGUCCAGGGACUGAUGCGGCUACCAACUCCCCUUU